CCCCUUAGCUAGCGGACUGGCAAGUAGGAAACUGCUUCCUUUCAUAGAUACUCGCUAGACCUAAAUCACAUUUAUCAACCUAGCGUUAUCAAUCACGCUGGAGCGGGGUCCACAGGCUCUAUAUUAAGGCUCGGAAUUGUAAAGGCCAGCGCUAUAUACUAAUGAACUCGCGGACUUUAAGAACUCGAAAGUAAACUGAGAGGAUUUACAUUAGGGAGUUUCAGAACUGUUUAAUUACUUUUCCUGUCUAAAUCGUUUCGCUUUGUUUAAGUAAUGUUUUAUAGACAGCUUAAGGAAAUAAGUUGUUUUCCGAAAAGCUUAACAAUUAAGCAGCAUGGGAUACACAGGUAAUUUGCAGAUUUUCCUUCGUAAAUAAACUAGUGUUAAUUCGAUGUGGAAUGUAUUCAAAACCAUUUUAUAACGUGUCUUCGGUGCAACAAACAUUAUCCAGUUUUGUCAGUCCGUGAACGAUUUCUCUUGGAUUAAGCGACGAUUUGACGGACUUUACUAAACAAAUAAAUGCAGUGAACUCAGUCUCGACAUACCUUCCUUGGAAUCGAUUUCAAAUGCACAUGUUUUGCUAAGUAUAAGUUCACGUCGAGAUAAUUCAUCAUUUUACUUUAUGCUAGAUUUCUUAUAUUCGUCAUUAAGUAUUGAUAUGUGGUAUUGAUUGGUGUUCUUUCACGUAACAUAAAGGAAGUGCAUUUCAAAAUGUACAAGCGAGAAGAAAAUUGUCAACAAAUAUCCGGAAACGGUACAUUUAGCGCCAGUCUGGUGAUUGAUUCUGUAUCGGACAGUAACGGAAGUAUUUACGACACAUGUCGAAAUCAAAACGGAACAGGAGAAAUGAACUUCAGUGGGAUAGCGAAUGAAAUCUUCGACCAAAAUGGCGAGAUUCGAAUACCGCUGUACUGUCUCAUUUUUUUGCUGUCAUUGACUGGUAAUGUUUUGGUCAUUAUCACUCUGGCCCAGAACAGACGGAUGAGGACUGUGACGAAUGUAUUUCUGUUGAACUUAUCCAUCAGUGAUCUACUCUUGGCCGUUUUCUGUAUGCCAUUCACCUUGGUUCCACAGCUCAUGCGACAAUUCAUCUUUGGAGAGUUUGUUUGCGUAGCAAUUCGUUAUUUUCAAGGUGUAUCUGUAGGAGUGAGCUGUUUCACACUUGUUACCAUCUCGUCUGAGCGUUACUUCGCCAUAUGUCAGCCGCUACGGUCCCGACGAUGGCAGACCGUGUCCCAUUCUUACAAGAUCAUCGUGGCCAUCUGGAUCGGCGCCCUUACCAUCAUGAUUCCCAUCGCCUUGGGCACAAAGCUACUGAGACUGAGGUCAGGGGCCUACGCCUGUCGCGACCUCUGGGACAAUACGGCCCUCGAGAUUGUCUACACCGUCGGUCUCGUCAUCCUCCUCCUCGUUAUCCCACUCAUCAUUAUGAGCAUCGCAUACGGUCUCAUUAUACUCAGACUGUGGGUGGACAUACGGAGCCAGUCACAGGCUGCGAGUGAAUUAUCAACUCCUCAACGAUUCGUUGGGUUCAGCAGAGCAUCCAGUAAUAGCGAAUCGGAACUGCGCUCUCUGAAGAGUAUGGGUAACGGUUCUGAUUACACUACUGGUGGCCAUGUUAGCUUGAGACAGAUAAACCCUCACACCAACGUGUCAAACCGGAAACGCGUCAUCAGGAUGUUGGUGGUGAUUGUGAUGGAGUACUUUAUGUGUUGGACGCCAUUGUAUAUAAUAAACACAUGGGUUAUUGUGGAUUACCCUACCAUACAUACGCGCGUGUCAGCACUAGGAUGGUCAAUGAUUCAAUUGUUGGCUUAUACUUCCUGCUUUAUUCAUCCUAUUACCUAUUGCUUUAUGAACAAAAAUUUCAGAAAGGGGUUUCUGUCUGUGUUUCAGUGCGAUAAGAAUCAGCGACGUAGGACGCUGAUCACUCGGAAUGGAACAGAGGUCAGUUCUAUGCCCUCGCUCUCUACCCAAUCUCCUAUCAUAAAGGAAAAACUUAAGAUGGAGGUCCUGUACAGCAAAGUGUCGCCAGAUGAUUGAUAUAACCGCUGUAUGCCUUCCCUGUCACAACUAAGGAUGUACAUAUAUGAACAAAAAGAAUAAGCUACCUUGAUUUAACGAUAUGUAUCUGGUUUCGUUGAAGGUGGUACAGUAUAGCUUAUAUGACGCUCGGCAUUUAGUUCAUGAUUUUGUGGCUAGAUUUCAAAAUAUCUAUUUAUACAUUGUAUAACUGUAUAUCGAAAGAGUAAGAAUGUUUCGUUUAAAAAAAUGCUGAUAUUGGGAUAGAUGACAUUUUAACUAUUUUUUCGAAGAUUUUGUCAAUAGCUUUAAAUGCACUGGUAGAAAUGGAUUAAUAUUAGUAUCGUGUAUGAGAUAUGGUCGGUAGACAAUCAAUCUUGGCGUACUAUGCGGUAAAUUGCUAUUAUUAUAACGCAAUGAACUCAUAGCAUAUGACUUGUCGUCCUUGUAUCGCUCCUGACGAAACAUCCAUGAUCCAUUAUUCAGAGGCAUUAUGAUUGCAUUUGAUGGCUUAGUCCACUGUUUAAGUUUACUUUAUUGUGCAAUGACAAUAUCAUAUUUUCAACUCGGUAAAAACACAACAUAAUUAUUUUGUAGCUAUUUUUUUCUCGCGAUACUAGUCCGCUAUCGGGACUCGUGUCAGCAUUUAUUCGUAUAUGGAGUUUAUUACUAGCUUUGGGCUACAUUCCCAAACAACCCGACUCCAAGGACGACCAUAGCCGUGUCGACGAGUGCCGGUAAAGGCCUGAUACCCACUGUGGAAGAGGCCCCUAUCGGGAGGGCUUGGUAAUGCGAAUAACACGUAAGCGACCGUCCCAUAGCAUAUUCGUGUUUGUCAAAUCAGCGUGUUUUAUCAUAUCCCGGACCAAUCAAUAUUUAGCUAAAGUUUUUUUUUUUAAUUGAUGUAGGGAAAACAGCUGUCUGAGUAAUGAGUCAUUUGGUAAACGCCCACUACUGUCUGACAAAUGAUAUCAUGUUAAAAUUGCACUACUGUUCGAUGUACAAACGAGAAAUGAAUCAAAGAUGAUAAUACAUUCUAUAUAAAGAGUAUGUAUUUUUUAUUUCAUUCAUGUUCUCUAAGACCUUAACUAUAUGAUAGUUGAAUACUACGUUUUGCAAUUAUACUUGACUGAAGAGCUGAGGAAUGUUAACAAAGACACAAGAAUAUAAACAAUGAAACCAUUUUAUUGAGAAAAAGCACUUAGUAUAAUUCAAGAGUGAGUAUAUUAAGGAAAGUCGUAGGAUAGGGCAAUUCAUAUAACUUAAGGUAUUGAUGACGAGGUAUAAGCAACCCGUUAAUAAAGUAUACAGUUAUAUUUUACAUUUUAAGAUAAACUAUACACAUACGGAAUGUUGUUGACCAAUUUUAUCAAAAACAGGAGACAGCGCAACGAUCGAAUUCAUAUAUUACAAAUUUUUAAUUAUUAAAAAUAAGGAAGACAGCCCUGGUUUUUUGUGAGUAAACAAUCAGCUGUGGUCAUAGCUUUAUAAAAUCUUCAUUAAAUAUCUCUCUUGUUAAUAGAUGUUCUUAUAGUCUGUGCGUGUUGUAUUAAACUUUUAUUAUGUUUUAUUCUGUGUAUUUAUGAUGUUAAAAGGGCGGCGCAAGCGUAAUGGUGACGUCAAUGGCGUCAGAGAGGGCGAAAUAUUAAACAUCUGCCAUGCAUA
Molecule: messenger RNA, 3687 nt
Organism: Mizuhopecten yessoensis (Yesso scallop)
Lineage: Eukaryota; Metazoa; Mollusca; Bivalvia; Pectinida; Pectinidae
Product: cholecystokinin receptor type A-like
Exons: 3
Coding region: 712-2043 (443 amino acids)
Biological process (GO): neuropeptide signaling pathway
Cellular component (GO): membrane
Molecular function (GO): neuropeptide receptor activity; gastrin receptor activity
Source: RefSeq, a predicted model, not a curated record